This is a messenger RNA of Cyphellophora europaea CBS 101466, 2031 nucleotides long. RefSeq names its product acetyl-coenzyme A synthetase. The transcript has 4 exons. The record is from RefSeq and is a predicted model, not a curated record. Bases 1 to 2031 code for a protein of 676 amino acids. Gene Ontology annotation, molecular function: AMP binding; acetyl-CoA synthetase activity. NCBI's taxonomy places the organism in Eukaryota, Fungi, Ascomycota, Eurotiomycetes, Chaetothyriales, Cyphellophoraceae. Gene Ontology annotation, cellular component: cytosol.
AUGUCUGAAGGCGACAGUAAGCCCGCCCAGGCUGAGCAGGGAAUUGAGCAAAAGGGUAUCCCUGAAUCACACUCAAUCCCUACUUACCAAGUUCCCAAGGCCUACCUCGAGCGAGGCUCUGGCAAGACCCAUUUAAAGGAUUUGGCCGAAUAUGAAUCCAUGUACAAGGAGUCCAUUGAGCAGCCCGAUAAGUUCUGGGGUAAGCUCGCUCGUGAGCUCCUGACUUGGGAUCGCGACUUUGUGACCACCAAGAGUGGCACACUAGCCAACGGCGACGCAUCUUGGUUUUUGGGCGGCCAACUCAAUGCCUCCUACAACUGUGUUGAUCGUCAUGCCUUGAAGAACCCAGACAAGCCCGCCAUCAUUUACGAAGCCGACGAGCCUAAUGAAGGCCGCACCAUCACCUAUGGUGAACUCCUACGCGAGGUCUCUAGGCUGGCUUGGGUCCUCAAGAGUAUGGGUGUCAAGAAGGGAGACACGGUGGCUCUAUACCUGCCUAUGAUUCCCGAGGCUCUCAUUGCUUUCCUCGCCAUCACUCGAAUUGGUGCCAUACACUCGGUCGUAUUCGCCGGCUUCUCAUCUGGUUCCCUUGCUGACCGUGUCAACGACGCGAACUCCAAGAUCGUCAUCACCACCGAUGAGGGUAAGCGUGGUGGUAAGAUUAUCGGUACCAAGAAGAUUGUUGAUGAGGCACUCAAGAAGUGCCCGGAUGUGUCUGGCGUGCUGGUUUACAAGCGGACUGGUGCAGACGUGCCAUGGACCAAGGACCGUGAUCUGUGGUGGCACGAGGAGGUCGAGAAGUGGCCUAGCUAUCUCCCACCUGUGCCCAUAGAUGCCGAGGAUCCCCUGUUCCUGCUCUAUACAUCGGGCUCAACAGGCAAGCCUAAGGGCGUCAUGCACACUACCGCAGGUUAUCUUCUUGGCUGCGCAGCUACAGCAAAGUAUGUGUGGGAUCUCCACGACGAUGAUGUCUUCUUCUGCGGUGGUGAUGUUGGUUGGAUCACCGGACACAGCUACGUUGUCUACGCUCCCCUACUGAGCGGAUGUGCCACCGUUGUCUUUGAGGGCACGCCAGCCUAUCCCAACUUCAGCAGAUACUGGGAUGUUAUCGACCGACACACUGUCACCCACUUCUACGUCGCCCCCACCGCCCUUCGAUUACUCAAGCGCGCCGGUAACGAGCAUGUCAACCAUGAAUUCAAAAAGCUGCGUGUCUUAGGUACUGUGGGAGAGCCUAUUGCGGCCGAAGUGUGGAAAUGGUACAACGAGAUCAUUGGCAAAGAGCAGGCACACAUCAUCGAUACAUACUGGCAAACGGAGACAGGCUCCAACGUCAUUACGCCUCUGGCGGGCAUCACCCCCACCAAACCAGGGUCUGCAUCUUUCCCAUUCUUCGGCAUCGAGCCUCACAUCAUCGAUCCGGUCUCUGGCGAGGAGGUUAGCGGCAACGAUGUUGAGGGCGUGCUGGCAUUCAAGCAGGCAUGGCCCAGCAUGACGCGAACUGUCUGGGGCGCACACAAGAGAUAUAUGGACACAUAUCUCAACGUAUACAAGGGGUACUAUUUCACUGGUGAUGGAGCAGCACGUGACAAGGAUGGAUUUUACUGGAUUCGUGGUCGUGUUGACGAUGUUGUCAAUGUGUCUGGCCAUCGUCUCUCAACUGCUGAAAUUGAGGCCGCUCUCAUUGAACACAGCGGCGUUGCCGAAGCUGCUGUUGUCGGUAUUAACGAUGAACUGACCGGACAGGCAGUCAACGCCUUCGUCGCGCUCAAGGAUGGCACGGACCCUGGUGAGCAGACCCGAAAGGACCUCAUUCUUCAGGUCAGGAAACAGAUUGGGCCUUUUGCUGCACCAAAGGCUAUCUUCAUCGUUGAUGACCUGCCAAAGACUCGAUCCGGCAAGAUUAUGCGUCGGAUCCUCAGAAAGGUGCUAAGCGGAGAAGAGGACAGCUUAGGUGACACAUCGACGCUGAGUGAUCCUAGCGUUGUCGACAAGAUCAUCGAAACUGUUAAGCAAGGCAAGAAGAAGUGA